GGAUCUCACUAUCUCUCUUUCAACUUCACUGUCUUCUUAUCUCUGUAGCCUAUAUUGCAUUAAAUUAUAUACUACCAGUUCUCUUCUUGUUUUUCAUGUUAGAAAAGUCUCCUUCGUCCACACCCACAUAUAUUGAAUCUGACCUAAAGUUAGCCAACUGUCAACCCAUUUAAUUUUCUUAUAUCUACCCUCUAUUAUCUUCUUCCCCAAAACGGGAAAAUUAUAUUGAAGCUAAUUCUUCAACACCAAGAAAAAUACUGUAUUGUUAUCAAGAAAACAUUCCCUUUAAUCAAUUUCGAAAUGAAUCAAUGUGUACCUAGUUGGGAACUUGACGACACUCCCACUCCUCCAAAGCUUCCUCUUCAAACCCAAUCCAAUUCCUUAGCCCCUGAUGUCCCAUCAUUGGAUUAUGAAGUAGCUGAGCUAACGUGGGAAAAUGGGCAGCUAGCAAUGCAUGGAUUAGGUCCUCCACGGGUGCCUAAUAAUAAGCCCAUAUCCAACUAUGGAGGCACCCUUGAAUCAAUAGUGAACCAAGGCACCCGAUCCGUCCCUCACCACCACCAGAAAUUCGCUCUCGAUGGGAGCGGACACGGUGGGGAUGAGGUUGUCCCUUGGUUCAACUACCACCAUGUCGUCGCCGACACUCCUCUAGUUCCCGGCUCGCUCACUAUGGCCAAGGAUGCCUUAGUGCCAUGUUCCGCAAAUUCCAACUAUCACCGCCGACCACCAUCCUCCGUGCAGGUGCCGGGGCUUGAUGGCUCCACACAUGUGGGGUCAUGCAGUGGCGCCACUAACAACAGAGACUGGAUGGCGGCGCCACUUGUGGGAACGGAGCCCACACACGAGGGGAGCAGCCGGGCAGAUAUGAGUGUAAGUGGAAGCGCAACGUGCGCGGGAGAUAGCCGCCAAUUGACAGUUGACACGUAUGAUAGAGAAAUGGGUACAGGAAUGUACACUUCUACAUCUAUGGGGUCACCGGAAAACACCAGCUCCGACAAGCAGUGCACCAAUAGGACGGGGGACGACCAUGAUUCCGUUUGUCACAGCAGAUCUAAGAGGGAGGUAGGUGAUGAAGAGGAUGAGAAAAAAGGAUCU
This is a messenger RNA of Nicotiana tabacum (common tobacco), 1095 nucleotides long. NCBI's taxonomy places the organism in Eukaryota, Viridiplantae, Streptophyta, Magnoliopsida, Solanales, Solanaceae. The record is from RefSeq and is a predicted model, not a curated record.